AUGGCAACUACUCAAGCCAACUCCCUUGGCGGCUGGACCGUCACCUUCGCUACUACUGUCUUCUGGGCAAUGCUCUCAUGGACCAUGUUCUUGGUCAUCGACUACCGCAAGCGCACGGAGAAGCCGUGUCUUAUGACCUCGAUUCUGCUUUUCGUUCACCUCUGGUUGGCUUGCUUGUUUCUUGCUGCUGCAAAAGUUGCCGAGAAUCAUAGUGAUUCGCUGCUUGUCUGGCUCUGUUUUCAACUCGUCUUCAGGUAUUACAAGACCCUUGUUCUCACCUACUUUAACUUUAGGUACAAGCCGUCUGUAGCCUCUGCAAACUUCGCCCUUCGAUCAACUGAUGUAUCUGUCAUCGUGCCCACUGUUGGUACAGACGUGAGCGCCACGUUCAAGGAGAUGGUAAGCAGCAUUCUCUGGAACAAUCCGAAGCGCUUGAUCUUCUCCACCACCACGGAGCAUGCGAAAAAGAGCGUUGAGGAAGUCCUUCCUGGUAUCCUGGCCAAUCUCAAACUUGGUGAGUCCGCAUACCAAACCCAAUGGAAACUUCCAUCACUCGAAGUCUAUACGGAAAUCUCGGUUGUCUCUGCCCAGGUUGCAAGCAAGCGGGAGCAAUUCAUCCAGGGCGUAAACAUGGUGAGUACGUCCAUCAUUGCCUCUGCUGACGAUACCGUCUCGUGGCACCCUAACUUUUUUUCUGGGGCUCUUCCAGCAUUUGCGGACAGCCUGGUAGGGUUCGUCGGUACCCACAAGUGGGUGAAGCGUCUUCCUUGCCCUCCCACAGACUCCUCCCUUUCGUGGUUCACCAAUCAGUGGAACAACUACUGCUUCCGGUUUUGGAACCUGGUCGGUGCGCUAUACUUGAUCCGUCACAACUUCGAAGCUCGUGGUUCCGACGCAACUGACGGUGGUAUUUUCUGUGUGUCUGGCCGUACUCACCUCGUUCGCUCGGACAUCGUCCAAGAUCAGGCCUUCCAGGACGAGUUCUUGGAUGAGCGCAUCUUGAAUUCGCUGAUUGAGGGUGGAAUCGGCCCUAUCAAUGCCGACGACGAUAACUUCCUGACUCGGUGGGUCUUCUACAAGAAGAACAUGAAGGUCAAGUUCCAGGAUUCUGAGGAGGCCACGAUUACGACGGUUCUUGGUAAGGAUGGCGGCAAGCGUUUUAAGGAUCAGUGCCUGCGCUGGAGCCGCACUACGAUGCGCCAGAACCCACAAGUGCUUUUCAUCGAUCGAACGGCUUGGUGGAUGCAUCCUAUUACUGUCUGGACCACGUACUUGCCUUGGCUGUACAACGCCGCUUUGAUCUGGGACCCGCUCAUGGUAGGUACGCUCUACUUCUCCAAGUUUAACCAAGACAGUAAGCACCGCUUCACACUGAUGGCUAUCCUGAUCGGUUUCAUCUGGGCGACGAAGCUCAUCAAGGCCGCGCCUUGGUUCUUGAAGCAUCCGCUGGACUUCUUUCUCUUUGUUUUUCCUUUCCCAGUGUUCGCGAUCUUCGUGUAUGGUCACUCCAUCCUGAAGAUCUGGACCGCCUUCACCUUCUGGGACCUUGCAUGGACGGGGAGGAAGCUUCCUACCGACGCCAAGGCGAAGGAGGAGUAGAGUUUGGAGUAGUCCUGGCGUGUAGCGACAGUAAGUGAGCUACAAUUUCCUUUUAUUUUCCCUCUUGACCUUAUCCUUAUCAGGUCCUGCACAUUCAACGAAAGACAUAUCGAAGUAAAUCAGACCCGUC
This is a messenger RNA of Paraphaeosphaeria sporulosa, 1729 nucleotides long. RefSeq lists its product as uncharacterized. The record is from RefSeq and is a predicted model, not a curated record. The coding region runs from base 1 to 1599 and encodes 532 amino acids. Lineage: Eukaryota; Fungi; Ascomycota; Dothideomycetes; Pleosporales; Didymosphaeriaceae. The transcript has a single exon.